Messenger RNA from Sinocyclocheilus anshuiensis, 913 nucleotides. RefSeq names its product pancreas/duodenum homeobox protein 1-like. Lineage: Eukaryota; Metazoa; Chordata; Actinopteri; Cypriniformes; Cyprinidae. The transcript is spliced from 2 exons. Gene Ontology annotation, cellular component: nucleus. Bases 65 to 814 code for a protein of 249 amino acids. Gene Ontology annotation, molecular function: DNA-binding transcription factor activity, RNA polymerase II-specific; RNA polymerase II cis-regulatory region sequence-specific DNA binding. The record is from RefSeq and is a predicted model, not a curated record. Gene Ontology annotation, biological process: regulation of transcription by RNA polymerase II; type B pancreatic cell differentiation.
AGGUCCUGAUCAGGGGCAGGGCGCUGGCUCGUGUACAGCACGGUUUCCCCGGUCUGUGGCAAUCAUGAAUCGGGAAGAGCACUAUUACCCUCCUAACCACCUGUACAAGGACUCUUGCGCCUUCCAGAGACAUCCCAACGAAGACUACAACCAAAACCCUCCACCGUGUCUGUAUAUGAGACAGAUUCAGUCCGUCUACGCCUCACCGUCCUUGGGCAGCCAGGACCAGUCAAAUCUUACCGACAUUACUUCUUAUAACAUGUCGACCCGGGAUGAUCUGACGGGGCCUCAUCUUCACCUUCCCCAGACUCCGCAGACAUCUCUACAGACGCUCGGCGGUUACGGAGACUCUCUUGACCUGUGCGGGGAUCGGAACAGAUACCAUCUGCCCUUCCCGUGGAUGAAGUCAACGAAAUCUCAUACGCACGCCUGGAAAGGACAGUGGACAGGACCUUACAUGGUGGAGGCCGAGGAGAACAAGCGCACGCGGACGGCAUACACCAGAGCGCAGCUGCUCGAGCUCGAGAAAGAGUUCCUCUUCAACAAGUACAUCUCGCGCCCGCGCCGCGUGGAGCUCGCGCUCACCCUCAGCCUCACCGAGAGACACAUCAAGAUCUGGUUCCAGAACCGACGCAUGAAGUGGAAAAAGGAGGAGGACAAGAGGAGAGCCAGAGGAGUGGAUCCCGAACAGGAUUCCUCCAUCACGUCCGGAGAUCUGAAGGAGGAGUCAUGUGUCGCUCCGGGAACGGGACCCCCCUCACCCCUGCACUCUCACCUACCUCCAGUCCCACAAGACUCCUCAAACAAACACUGACCCAAAGAGACAUGUGUCAUCAACACAAUCUUUCAGCCUGCCAUCGACGUGUGGAAAUACAAGUGUGCCAGUGACACUGACCAGAGUGCGUCAAAUGCU